CAGCAAAAAAAAACAUGUCACUGGAAGGAGCAAUUGUGGUGGGGAGUGGUCAGCUGUCAGAGAGACCUCCCAAUAUCAAUCAGUAAGGUGGAUGAGGAGGGACUGGAGCUGGCAGUGUGCAGGCAUGAUGUCUUGCUGGCUGCCCUUAAUAUGUUUGUACAUGCUAAAGCGCAUGACUUCAAAUGUGAGGUCAAAUGGAGUGGCACAAACCAAGAAGGUGCUGGUAAAACACUAGGGGAGGAAGUAGAGCAAUGUAAUGCUUUCCUCUCCAGGAUAUCAGUCACCACAAAGCAUAUGUCAAAAGCAGGACGCAAUGACAUGCUGACACUCCUGGCCAUAAGAUGGAACCAGCAGAAAUGUCCAAACCUGGCUCCUGGACUUUCCCAGAGAUACCAUAAGACAUCUAAAGCUCUCAAUAUCCCGAUUGGGGACCUGGAAACCCUCAAAGCCCAGCAUCAACUGGGUGAACAAACUGUGGAAGAAUUUGUGCAAGAAGUAAAAGAAUGGGCAGAUGGAGAAAUUGACCAUCAAGGCACACCACAAGCUUUGUGUAAGAAGAUUGAGGCCUUCACAACCAGCAUCAACACGAGAGCUCAACUCCUAUAUCGGAAAAACGACAAAGGCCGACAUAGAAUUCGCAGAAAAAUAAGACAACAGAAGACCACUUUGAAGGCCAUGGUAGCAGAGUACAACAGUCUCGUUGCAUGGAUAGCGUUCUGGACACAGAACAUCCCUGGCCUUGGCAAAUUACACAGAGUGGUAUGCAUUUCAUGUACUGCUCUGCUGAUUUCAGCACAAAGAAAGAAGUCUUCGAUAGGGUCAUGGGUGUUCGAAGGCUUCAAGAGGAGAAGAAGAUCCUUGUGAAAGAAAUGAAGCAGCACUAGGAGUCUCUCAAAGCCCAUGCCAGGGUCUUGUCUGAGUUGUCUCAGCAUCAGAGUGAAGACGCCAUGCAAAGACAUCUCACAGAGAAAGCAACAAAGGGUCACACCUGCCUCAUCCUCAGAAGGCAGUGGGAAAUGAGAGAGCUGCAGCGGCAUACAAGAAAACACUACCUGCAUGUGCUGUCAUCAGCAGAUGACAUAAUGGACACAAUGGACAGUUCAGAUGAGUUCGACAUUAGCUGUGAAGAUUCAGAGUCGGAUGCAAUGUAAAACAGGAAGAUGUGGUGCUCAUGAUCACAGUGCACCGUGUGCGACACAUGGUCACACAGAGCAUGUGGCUUUAAAAAGUAACUAACGUAUGUGCUCAUUGUCAGGAUUAAGUUGGAGAUGACAGUUGUAGUUUUUGUAUUAGGUUGUUGUUAUUUCUGCAUUUGGUUUUGAAAUGUUUCAUCACUUAUAUAAGGUUUGAUUUUUCUACUGGGUUGUGGGAAGUUCCUGGUUAAUGUUGUCUUACAUCUUUACAACACAAACCACUGUCCUUUACUGUCUUAUCUUUGAUUGAUGUUCAGUUCUGCAUCUUUUCAGGGAUUUUCUUUCCAGUUGAUCUUUACUGUUUGAUUAAUAAUUGUUCUUUAAUGUUUAAUUAAACAAAGGCACAAUAAAGCUACAUUUCUGAUUGA
Dicentrarchus labrax (European seabass) is the source of this 1561-nucleotide messenger RNA. RefSeq lists its product as uncharacterized. The transcript is spliced from 9 exons. Lineage: Eukaryota; Metazoa; Chordata; Actinopteri; Moronidae. Bases 151 to 864 code for a protein of 237 amino acids. The record is from RefSeq and is a predicted model, not a curated record.